AUGGCUGCCAACGAUCUUCGGGGCUGGGUAAUGAGCGCCGUCUCAGGCGUCGCUUGUGUCCUCGGUUCGACUGUCAUCUGCGUCGAUGUGGUGGUGCGGGUGCUUUCCCAUCGCAAGAGCUUCCAGAUCGCCAACAGUAGUAACUUUCUGUCGGCUUCGCUAUGUCUUAGUGCCGGGGUUAUGCUCUUCACCUCCCUCUAUAGCAUGCUCCCCACCUCGAAACAGUACCUAACGCGCGCCGGUUUCUCACCCGCUGUAUCUGCAUAUAUUUUGAUUGGACUUUUCAUUGCUGGAGUAGCAGGCAUUCAGAUUGUAUCUGCAUUUGCACACCGAUUCAUUCCAUCUCAUGUUGUUGAUUGUGCACAUACUCAUGACGAAUCGGAAAGUGAUCCCGAGCGCGCUGAGCCCCGACAUGAGGAUCAUCAUGCACACAGCCAUACGAAUGGACAUACCGAACAAACUCCGCUUUUACGCCCUAGCCAGAAUCUCUCCUUCAAAUCAAUGCCCGCGGUGGUCCAGCGCAGCCAACAUCCUGAACCAGCGCCCAGACGCCGCGAAACGAUGCAGGCCAUGCUAACGCGCCGCAUUACUUCUCUUAUGGGCGGCGUCAAGCCCACCUGUGACGAGAACGGCCCGUGCUUUGGAAUUUCUCAAACUUGUGGCCGCGAAUGCACCAAGGUGCUGCCACCAUCUACCGUUAAUGAACAUACACGACCAAGCCUAUUGCAUCGUGACAGCAUCUCAGUGCCACUAGAGUCGGAAAUCUCCCGCGCGGAAACUAACGUUGGCAAUGAACAAACGUCUGUCCCACCGGAUGGGGGAUAUUUUGAUAAUAUCUCGGCACAACAUCAUAUGCACCCAUGCGUCGCCUCAUCUGCUUCGUCUCAAGUUUUAGACACCCAUUCCGAGAAUCAUUAUCAUGGCGAACCCCACGAUCAUGGGGACGACAUCAGCUCCACACGCCCCAAAUCUGCCACUGGCAACCCCCACCAUCAUCAUGUCCCUCAAAACGCAUUCCUUUCCAUUGGUCUCCAGACCUCGCUUGCCAUUGCUCUGCACAAACUUCCCGAGGGUUUUAUUACAUAUGCGACCAACCAUGCCAGUCCAACUCUUGGACUGACAGUAUUCUUGGCAUUGUUCAUUCACAACAUUGUAGAAGGCUUCGCCAUGGCACUUCCUCUCUACCUCGCUCUCGGCUCGCGUUGGAAAGCCAUGUUCUGGUCCAGUCUUUUGGGAGGCAUCAGUCAACCCGCCGGUGCUGGUCUAGCUGCUCUUUGGAUCUGGAGCACUGGCCAACACGGCAGCGAUGAUGUCACUGGACCUUCGUGGGGUAUAUACGGGGGCAUGUUCGCCGCCACCGCCGGGGUCAUGACUUCAGUUGCAUUGCAACUGUUCAGUGAGGGACUCGGUCUCACUCAUCACCGCGGAAUGGGAAUUGGGUUCGCCGUUGCGGGCAUGGGGUUAAUGGGGCUCAGCUUUGCAUUGACUGCUUGA
Messenger RNA from Penicillium paradoxum, 1494 nucleotides. Its product is annotated as Zn(2+) transporter ZRT3. Bases 1 to 1494 code for a protein of 497 amino acids. The record is from RefSeq and is a predicted model, not a curated record. Gene Ontology annotation, cellular component: membrane. Lineage: Eukaryota; Fungi; Ascomycota; Eurotiomycetes; Eurotiales; Aspergillaceae. Gene Ontology annotation, biological process: zinc ion transmembrane transport. The transcript is spliced from 3 exons. Gene Ontology annotation, molecular function: zinc ion transmembrane transporter activity.